Nematolebias whitei (Rio pearlfish) is the source of this 588-nucleotide messenger RNA. It is a transcript of the gene rprma, whose product is annotated as reprimo, TP53 dependent G2 arrest mediator candidate a. The record is from RefSeq and is a predicted model, not a curated record. Bases 91 to 399 code for a protein of 102 amino acids. Lineage: Eukaryota; Metazoa; Chordata; Actinopteri; Cyprinodontiformes; Rivulidae. The transcript has a single exon.
UCCUCAUCCUCACUUGACGCGCAGCUCCUGCGGGACUGAGGCUCUCCCUCUCCUCCGCCUGCAGGCUCUGUGGAAGUUUCCGCGGCAGAGAUGAACCACACCGGCUUCAACCAGACAGAAGGAGGACUCUUCAACAAAACCGAGGAGUUCUUCUGCUGCAACUUCUCCUCGGUGGUGACGGAUGACGGCUUCGUGGCGGCCGCUCCGGAUGAGAGGAGCCUCUUCAUCAUGCGGGUGGUCCAGAUUGCCGUCAUGUGCGUCCUGUCCCUCACCGUGGUGUUUGGCAUCUUCUUCCUGGGCUGCAACCUCCUCAUAAAGUCCGAGGGGAUGAUCAACUUUCUGGUGACGGACAGGAGACCGUCGAAGGAGACGGAGGCGGUCAUUGUUGGAGCCUACUGAUGGAUGGAGGAUGCUCCGAGUGGAUCAAACAGCCAAAUUAAAAUAAAAACUAUUUCCCUGAGCUGUGGCCUUUUUAAACACUUGGGCAGCAGUUUGUGGUAAAGAUUGUGGAUCUGCUGCUUUAAAAAAAACGCAAUGGAGACGGAGAUGUGCUGCAUGUUUUGUCAAACAGACAAUAUUCUGGAUGAG